This is a messenger RNA of Diutina rugosa, 1503 nucleotides long. RefSeq lists its product as uncharacterized. The transcript has a single exon. The coding region runs from base 1 to 1503 and encodes 500 amino acids. Lineage: Eukaryota; Fungi; Ascomycota; Pichiomycetes; Serinales; Debaryomycetaceae. The record is from RefSeq and is a predicted model, not a curated record. Gene Ontology annotation, molecular function: protein binding.
AUGAGCCAGAACCCAGUUACCAAACUCAAGUUACCGAAAAAAGGUUUUGCGGGGCGCCGAGAAGCACAAAAGAAUGAUGAUAAGGCUAAACCAACAACAUUAGUCACGGCCGAAGACUACCUGGAAGAAGGAUCAGAGCUCGAAGAGAAUGGCGAUCGGUGGUAUGGCAGUGACCUUAGUAAAGCUUUACGGUUUUACCAAAAGGCCUUCGAGCAUUAUCAACAGGCAAUUGAGUUGGGCAAUGAUGCUGAAGCAUACUAUAACUGUACACGGCUCUUAUUUCAUGUCUACUCCAACUAUACCAAACCAGGCUACCUUGACAUGAUAAAAACGGAUGGGAUCAGCUCAGUUUUAGUGGGGCUUGAAAAUAUAGUGAAAGCAUACCAGCAAGCAGCUUCGCUUCCUAAUCCUAGUACUGAUUUGUUAUAUAACAUGGCGUUGGUUUAUACUGAAGUUGUGGAAGCGGAUGACAAUUCCCAAAAUGUGUGGGAUGCAGGAGUACAAGCUCGGGAUCUUUUUUCGCAGGUUCUUGGGCGCCAGCUGAAUGAGUUCGAUCAGUUCUUGUCUGAGUUAAGUGAAGUUUCUACUAGUGGUAAUGUGGGUGUCACUGGUAGUGGCAACACUAACUCCUCGUCUCUGCAGACUGCGGAGAUGGAGUCUGUUUCAGUUGUUCAACCUACCGAUAUUUACGACACAGUGCUUGCUGGUUUCAAGCUUGUGCAAGCGAUGGCGGAGCUGGGAGUGACGUUGGACAAUGAUUGGGCUCAAUUUGUGAGUCAGCUCGAUGCUGCGGCUAAUAAUUUGGUCAAUAACUUUUCGGAGACUUCGUCAUCACCUAACUCUAUGGUACAAAAUUUGACCCAGUCUCAGGUUGAGGAGUUAAGCCUUUCAAAAUUGGCGAUUGAAGCGGUAUCGGGGGAUUCCGCGCAUUGUAUUGAGUUAUGGAACAAUGAUAGCCGGGCACCAUUUACUGCUGAACGUUAUAUGGUAGCUAACGAUUGUCUUAACACGGUCAUCGAACGUGAAGGCAUAGCUGAUCCACAACUACAAUGGAAAGUUGUAUCGCAACAAGCAGCCUGGCUCAAGCAAGCGCAAACAUUGCUUUCGGAGCGGCACCUGACUAUAACCAAGACUCUGCUGCUGGCGGAAGAGCUUGGCCUGUUGCUUGCUCAGCUUGCUGAGUGCAUUAUUGCUCGAGCCGACGCUGAAAUCCAACGGAGUCAAAUUAAUUGUGACGCCGCUAAUAAUAAUCGUGAGAUUCUCGUUCGCAACGCUAAGACAUUAUUGAAAAGUGCCAUGCUGUAUGCUAAGACUAGUGGUGGACUUCGGGAACGGGCUCUGGAGAAGCUUGCUCGUCAGGCUCAACUCGCGGAGGCGGUGGCGAGAAUGGGCUUGCUCGAAGGGAAACUGGCACUGGAGAUGGACCAGAUCAUGGGGGUUGGGAAAUGGCAAAGAGUUGUGCAGGAGAUUUUGGUGCUUGGGAUCUACCCCAACAUUCAGUAA